Numida meleagris (helmeted guineafowl) is the source of this 4369-nucleotide messenger RNA. It is a transcript of the gene KDSR, whose product is annotated as 3-ketodihydrosphingosine reductase. The coding region runs from base 133 to 1131 and encodes 332 amino acids. Lineage: Eukaryota; Metazoa; Chordata; Aves; Galliformes; Numididae. Gene Ontology annotation, cellular component: endoplasmic reticulum membrane. The record is from RefSeq and is a predicted model, not a curated record. Gene Ontology annotation, molecular function: 3-dehydrosphinganine reductase activity. The transcript has 10 exons. Gene Ontology annotation, biological process: sphingolipid biosynthetic process.
CUCCUCCCUCGUCCUCCUCCCUGGCCCCGUGGCGCCGCGGCGCAGGCGGGUACCAGCUGUACUCCCGCUGUCCGCGCCGGGCCUCUCGCAGCCCCAGGGGCCGCGCCCCCAGCGGCAAACCCGACCCGAACCAUGCUGCUCUUGGCGGCCGCCUUCGUCGUGGCCAUCGUCCUUCUCCUCUACAUGGUGUCGCCGCUCAUCAGCCCCAAGCCCCUCAAGCUGCCCGGCGCACACGUCGUGGUAACUGGAGGCUCCAGUGGAAUUGGAAAGUGUAUUGCUAUUGAAUGUUACAAGCAAGGUGCUUUCAUAACACUGAUUGCAAGAGAUGAGAACAAGCUGUUACAGACAAAGAAGGAGAUAGAAAAGUACUCUGUUAAUGACAAGCAGGUUGUACUCUGUAUUUCUGUUGAUGUAUCUAAAGACUAUGAACAGGUGGAGAAUGUUCUAAAACAGGCUCAGGAGAAGUUGGGGCCAGUUGACCUGCUUGUAAACUGUGCAGGAACAUCAGUUACUGGAAAAUUUGAGGAUAUUGAAGUGAAUUCUUUUGAAAGAUUAAUGGCAGUCAAUUAUCUAGGUAGUGUUUACCCAAGUCGUGCUGUGAUCUCUACCAUGAAAGAGCGGCGGAUGGGAAGGAUUGUGUUUGUAUCAUCUCAGGCUGGGCAGUUAGGCCUUUUUGGUUAUACAGCCUAUUCUCCAACAAAGUUUGCUCUUCGAGGAUUGGCUGAAGCCCUGCAAAUGGAGGUCAAACCUUAUAAUAUCUACAUAACAGUGGCCUAUCCUCCCGAUACUGACACACCAGGCUUUGCAGAAGAAAGUAAAACAAAGCCCUUAGAGACAAAGCUAAUUUCUGAAACCUCAUCUGUUUGCCAAGCGGAACAAGUCGCCAGAGUUAUAGUCAAAGACGCCAUACAAGGGAAUUUUAACAGCUGUGUUGGAUCGGAUGGUUACAUGCUAUCAAUAUUGACAAGUGGAAUGUCACCGGUUACUUCUAUUACCGAAGGCCUUCAGCAGGUUGUUUGCAUGGGCAUUUUUCGCUUCAUUGGCCUCUUCUACCUAGGAAGUUUUGACAGCAUAGUUCGACGCUGCAUGAUGCAAAGAGAAAAAUCUGAAAAUACAGAUAAGACUGAAUAAUCUUUAAUUGAAUUGGAAGAAGAAUGUCAAACAGUCCUGGACAGCUUGCUGCUCAAGUGGGACUCAGCUUCUCUGUUGAAGGAUUUAGACUGAAGGUACUUGGUUAUGUGAUAGAUGAGUCCCCUCAAAAGCAAUGAAAGAAAACUAAAGUUUAACUCCAGAAAAUGCCAAGCUAUGCAAAAGAGUGUUUGAGGAAUAGCGUGGUUUUUUUUUGUUUUUUUUUUUCCUUUGGUGAUUUGAGCUGGAGAGAAUUUGGGAACUUGUAAGUCAUCUGUAGGGUAGAACUUAAGGAUGGACCAUGUGUGGUAAUUCUGGACAAAUGCUUAAGUUUUCUCACUCUGGUGCUUAUGUGGAAAAAAUAAGUAUACCAUGACAGACCGGGCUGAAGUAGAUUAAAGUCCCCUGAACAAGUCAGUACCUCUUGCUAAUGUUUUGGGACUGUUUUUAAUUUAGAAUGUUAACUUUUCCUUUGAUGGCCAAUCUACAGAUCUUUCAGUCAAAGACCGCUUUCCUUAUUCUGUUCAACACGCAAUUGUGGAAACCAUAAGAUGACACUUCUUUGGUAUAAUCUAAGCUUUCUCAAUCCAAGAGUAAUUAGAAAGUAUGACUUAAUAUUUGCAUACUUUCUAAAGGGAGAUGAAGAACCCAUUUCUACAGAGAAAUGCUAGGAGGUAUUACUGGCCCUUGAAGUAUGCUGUGAACAACAAAAAAAACCCAAACAUUUUCAAGUGUGAUUAUGUCUUUCAACAUUUUAAAUCAAUGAAAAAGGAUUUGUCAAAGUUGUACACUUACCUGCCAGUGUUUGCUCUGGAAAGGGAAGUAGCUUCAUGCUACUGUUACGCACGUUAUUUUUCAAAGCUGCAAAUGAUGAGCCACACCAGUAGUUGAUGAAAGAAUCAGACACCGGGCUCUUAGGGUAGCAGGAAUGUAGCUUUUGGAAUAGGGGACAGGGAGGAGUCAGAACGGUAUUCCAUGUUUAAUUUUAUCGUUACACAGAGGAACUUCUAACAUGACAAGAAAUUAUUUAAAAUCCUCUCCUCUGCUCCUCUCCGAACUUGCUUGAUUUACAUUAUGUAUGAAUCAAGGCUGCUCCGUAACUGCUUCAGGAUACACAGAACGCAAUGUCUUUUUCUAAUAAAUUGCAAGUUUAACACCGGAAAAGCUUGAUGCAUAACAAUGAUGUUUUAAGGGUGCACUAUAUCCACUGUUUAUUUAAUGGACCACUAUAGCAAGUGCCUUGUGAGCUUUUUUCCCAAAAGCUGUGUAUUUUAUAUUUAUUAGCGCCACUGUGUUUUAACUGUCAAAUCUGCCAUUUUCAGUCAGUGCUCUGAAUCUAAAACUACUGUUAAGACCUGGAGUUUUCACUUCUUGAAAGUAGUAUUUAACAGCAAAGCAAGCAAAAUUGAUUGUUUUUAAGAUGUCCUGUACGCCUAUUUAAGAAGAGGUAUUCAGUUAAGCUGAGGUGAGAAAUAAUAGGUGGUUAACAGGGAAAAGUCUUUGAAAUGUAACUUGUUUAUUCUCUCUCUGAAUUCAGUUGAUCACUUCAAAAAAUUUUUGUUCGUGUAAGCUAAACUUGCUUUAAUGUCUGUUUUACAAACGUGUUUGGAGGAGUCGCACUGAUAUUCUCAUUCAAAGUGGUUAGAAUUUCAUUGGAUUGCAGAUGUCGAGGCGUUGCAGAAUUCUUCCUAAAGCCUAUGGUUUAGGUCCUGCCUCUUGAUUUUGUUUAGAUAUGUGAAGUUGUGCAUGCCAAUAUUAUAAAACUAAUUUUGAGAGUCGAUUAUAUUCCUACAUUUUUUAAUCGUCUGGGCUUUAGUGCAGAGAAAUCUAGUCUGCAUAUGUGUUUUCUGUGCUGCUUAAUGAGAAUGACACGUAAUGGAGCAUUUAUCAUGCAUCGUCAGUAUUGCCAUGUUUCUUAAAGCAACGUAACAGUGCUGUUUGGCCCCAGUUAUCUAUGUUAGUUGUUAUCUUGGUGCAAACAUCAAAUAUUCCUUUGACCAUCUGUGAAAAGAUACCAAAGUGAGUGAAUUGGUUAUGCAGUAGUUUGAAAGAUAUGCUUCUGUGAAUGACUUCACAGCAACACAAGCUUGAAGGUCAGGUCUUGAAACCUGUACAACUUCAGAUACUUGAAUUUUUUUUUAGAUCUCCAACUUGCGAUAUUUAAGAAAUAAUCCAGAAGAUCACAGUAUGCGUGCUCUGAUAACUGGGCCUCGUAAGAAUUAUUUCAGGUUGGGCAUCUUAGAUCACCAGCCACUUUUCUGAAAAUCUUGACUGAAGACUGUUCCAAAUAAUGACUGAUUGUAAUUCAGCGUGUUUGUGAAGGAGGAAUGCUGGGUGAAAGUUACGGCCCUGAUGUAAGGGUGCUUCAGCUCACACCUGAUUUUUUUGCAUAGUGCAAGCAGUUGUAUUGGGUGUAAAAUUCUAGCUUGCAUCCCGUCAGCAAUUCUGGAAACGUGAACCAGGUAAACUUUUAAAACAAAGAAGUAAAGAAUGAUCUCUCUGAAUGUUCCAGUUUCUGUUGUUGCACAUUAGCACAGUUCGUUUUAACCGAUAAACUUUUCAACUGUUUUAUUGUCAAAACAGAGUAUACUGUCAAAUGCAGCAGCCUUUAAUGUAAACUUUUUCUUAACCCCAUUCUAGGUCUACCAUCAUACUCAUUUUAGGGUCCAAUAUGAAGUGAAGGAGAUGCCUUGUAAUCUUGUGGAAUCAUGUUUGAGUAAAAAUAUAUAUAUAUUUUUUGCUACUUUAAAUGUUACAGAACCUGUGCAUCGAAGCAUUUUAGCAGUGUAUUAGAUCCGCGAGGAACUGCAAGUAGACGCAACUUCUUUUCUGUAAAACUGUCAGUGAGUCAAUCACUUGUGCCAUAUCAGUCUGUGUCUUGUCUCUUGUUUUCCUGGUCAGUCUUCAAGAUUCACUUUGGACUUUGAUAGUCUUCUCUAUGCCGUGUAGUUUCUAAUGAUUGUCUGUCUGCUUUAAACACAGAUUUAUUAUAACUGCACAUAGAGUUUACUUUACCAAGGUGUUCAUGUGCAAUUUAAAUAGAUUUAAUAUUUUACUAAGAGAAAAGAUAUAGGUAAACUUUAUUUGCUGUGAAAAACUUUAGGCACUUUUAAAUGGUGAAAAUACACAGUCCCAUUUGUAAAAAGAAACGUUGUGCUUAUUGCUUCAUCUCUUUUGUGUCAGAACUGUAAACUAGUUUUCAUAUUUUAUAUUUCUCAAAAUAAAUGGAGGAUCAACAAAA